This is a messenger RNA of Carlito syrichta (Philippine tarsier), 1080 nucleotides long. RefSeq names its product mucin 13, cell surface associated (gene MUC13). The transcript has 10 exons. The record is from RefSeq and is a predicted model, not a curated record. Lineage: Eukaryota; Metazoa; Chordata; Mammalia; Primates; Tarsiidae. Bases 1 to 1080 code for a protein of 359 amino acids.
AUGAAAGCCUUCCCUCAACUCACUCUUCUUGCUCUUCUUUUUGUAAACUCAGGUUCCCCCGCUCCUUGCCAGCCUGAUUCCUGUAAAGAUCAUUCGUCAUGUGUCAAUCUGAAUAACACAUAUUUUUGCCUGUGUUUAGAAGGAUAUUAUUAUAAUUCUUCUAAGUGUAUAAAAGGAAAGAUAUUCCCUGGAACGCUUGGCGUGCAAGUACCAGAUAUAUUUAUCUUGACAGAUAAAAAUUCUAUGGCCUAUCAAGAGUUCCAUAAUAAAAUUAUUGACUUUGCCUGUGUCCUUUAUGAAGCCCUCUCUGGUUCUCUGCAACUGAAGGAGAGUUUCUCUGAACUCUUCUGCGUAUCAGCAAGAUCUGAAAUGCGUGCUGAUGAGAAGAUCGUUAAUGCAAAACUAGUAACCAUUCUGGUACAAGAUACAGUUGAAACUGAGCAGACUGUGUCUCAAAAAAUUAAUAAGAAAAUUGGUAACUCAGGAGACAUUGAAAGCUAUACUAUGGAAAGUCGGUGUGAUUAUCAUGGUUGUAAAAUUGACUCAGAUGCCUGUGUGAAUGGUUUGACAUGUAGUUGCAAAGAUGACCUGCAGAGACCCAGCCCACAGAGCUCUUUCUGUCUUGCUUUCAGUCUAAAGUGUCCUGAUAACUGCAACGGAAAGCACAGGCAAUGCCUAGUGAAGGAUGGCAAGGUCCCUGAGUGUGUGUGCAUGCCCGGUUACAAGGAGGAUGCUCACAAGAUGUGCCAAAGGUGUCCAUUUGGCUAUAGCGGACUUGACUGUCAAGACCAAUUUCAGUUGAUCCUUACUAUUGUGGGUACCAUUGCUGGCAUCAUCAUUCUCAGCAUGAUAAUUGCAUUGAUCUUCAUAGCAAGAUCAAAGAACAAAAAUAAGGAUAUUGAAGAACAGAACUUGAUUGAAGAAGACUUUAACAACUUGAGACUGCAGCAGACUGGCUUCAGCAAUCCUGGAGCAGAGGGGAGCAUCUUCCCGAAAAUCAGGGUAGCGGAGCCCCAAAACAUCCAGCCACAGAAUCCCUACUUGAACCACAGAGGGGGUAUGCCCCGCCCUGACUAUUAG